Syngnathoides biaculeatus (alligator pipefish) is the source of this 2201-nucleotide messenger RNA. RefSeq lists its product as uncharacterized. The transcript has 6 exons. NCBI's taxonomy places the organism in Eukaryota, Metazoa, Chordata, Actinopteri, Syngnathiformes, Syngnathidae. The record is from RefSeq and is a predicted model, not a curated record. The coding region runs from base 378 to 2033 and encodes 551 amino acids. Gene Ontology annotation, cellular component: nucleus.
CUUUUUUUUCCCCCAGAAAGGAUGGAUAUUUAUAUUGCCCCCGAAGCCACUCAGUAACAAGUUUAAUCUGUGAGGUGCAUUCAAUAAGUUGUAAUGUCAGAAGUACGUUGUGUCCACAAGGAUCCUGGAAGAAAUUCGUUUGCUGCACAAAAACAGGUGAUAGCGGGAUUUUUAACUAGACGGUAGUUAUUUCCUGAAGAAUACUGUAACCAUAUGCAUCACGAAAAAAGUCACGGUGUCCGUCUGUUAUCUAAAACUGGUGGCCAAAAUAUCAAGCUAACGUACGUCAGCUAAUUACACUGAAAGCAGAGUUGGAGGUUUUAAGGUGAGACUCGGUUGCUGCACUGGUUUCUCAUCGGGUUGCGAAUAGCUGCGAUAUGGCAGACCCACUUGGAACCUUUCAGUCUCAACUUUCCGGGGUGAUGGAAACAGUGUUCAAAGCUGCCAUGUAUGAGAUCACCAGACUUGUGGAGGCCAGUUUUAUGGAGGAGAUAACGCGCUGCAGAGAGCAAGUUGAGUCCUUGAAGAGGAGACUGAAGUGGUCUGAAAGCCGACGCAAAGAAGUGCGCGACGAAGGCGAUGAGCUGAGGUGGGCUGAUUACGAAAGACUUGAGAUGUCAAACGAAGAGAAACCGAAAAUGCUUCAAUCAGAUAUAACUCUUAAGCAAGAGAGUGGACUACAGGUACAUAUGAAUAGCCACGAGGGAACUGAUGAACAAACAUCUUGUUCUGAAAUGGAGGCCCACAGUGGCCUGAAGGCAUCACAGUCCUUAUCAUAUGUGCAAACUCUAGGCAGACUGCUCAAGGAGGAAACCCUGCACCUAGCAACAGAAGCCAAGGAUUCAGAGGAUUUAGAUGAAAUGGAGUGCUCACAUCUCGCGGGCCCAAGUAAACACUCUCGAUUCCAGAGAUUUCCAAAGUCUCACUGCGAAGCUGGCUUGGACCAAAGCUUGGAAUCAACUCACAAUGUUGAUUCUGGUGAUCAAUCUGAACCACUUUUGCAGAACAGGCAUGUCACGAAAGAUUUAGGUGACUUUAAAAAGACUGACUAUGGUGUCACCAGCAUGAUAUAUAAUUUGGACGAAUUACAAGGAUCAUCAUCACGGCUGAGCACCGACCUGACCUACAUGAGCCACUAUGAAGGCAACGUAGAAGCACAAGUGGAGGCUAAGGAUCAAACUUUCCAAACAGGUGAACCAAGAAAACACAAGGGAACAGCAGAACCAAAUACAGGGUCACCCACAAGGACUAACACAGAUUUAAUAGAGUUCAGUUGUUUAUUGAUCAAUGAGGAAGGAUACAUCCUGAAUCAAAACCAAAGCCUUGUGUCCCCUGCACAUCCUUCGAGUGAUUCAGGUGGAAGAUUGAGCUUCCAUGACCAAGGCCAAGGCAUUCGUAUUGACAAAUCUUUGGACAGUCCAGCAGACAUGUACAAAUCCUCAAAUGUAUACAACGCUUGUGAUACCACACAUCUUGGUGAGCGACUUCAGGUUCAGACAACAGGUAAAGGAAGUCGGAGGCACAUUUGUGACCAGUGCUCUCUGUCCUUUACUGAUUCUGGUGCUCUUAAGGCCCACAAGCAAACACACAGAGGUUUUGGGCAAGGGCCACCUUACACCUGUGAGCAUUGUGGAAAAGCCUUCACUCAAGCCUGUAAUCUAAAAGUCCACCAGAAGAUCCAUUCAGGGCAAGGGCUUCAUCUCUGCAGCCAAUGCGGUAAAGGUUUUCCUUCUUUGAAGGAGCUGAAGACUCACAAGUGUGGCCAGAAUGCCAACAAAUCGUAUGGUUGCACUAUAUGUGGUAACAAAUUCACCCGUCUUUGGAACCUGAAGUUGCACCAGAGAAUUCACACGCAGGAAAAACCUCAUCAGUGCACCACAUGUAAUAAGUGCUUCACACGUGUUGACAUCUUAAAAGUGCACCAACGUACCCACACAGGAGAAAGACCUUACGGUUGCACCGUGUGUGGGCUCACUUUUAAACGCUUAGAACAUCUCAAAUCACAUCAACGCAAGCAUGUAACAGAUCUGUGAAAAAGGGAAAGUGACACGGGAUUAAAUGCUUUUGUUGUUUUUCCCAUAAAUAAACAUUACUCAAUCUGUAAACGAUAUUUGUAUGUAUCUCAAAAAAUCAUUUAAAGAAAUGUAACAUGAUUUGUGAUGACAAAGAUUCAGAAUAAAUAUUUCCUCCAUGUAAAAUGA